Messenger RNA from Brassica oleracea var. oleracea, 2989 nucleotides. RefSeq lists its product as uncharacterized. Bases 246 to 2822 code for a protein of 858 amino acids. Lineage: Eukaryota; Viridiplantae; Streptophyta; Magnoliopsida; Brassicales; Brassicaceae. Gene Ontology annotation, molecular function: RNA binding. The record is from RefSeq and is a predicted model, not a curated record. The transcript has 3 exons. Gene Ontology annotation, biological process: regulation of alternative mRNA splicing, via spliceosome; mRNA cis splicing, via spliceosome. Gene Ontology annotation, cellular component: U2-type prespliceosome; U2 snRNP; catalytic step 2 spliceosome.
UAUUGUUUGACAACAAAAUUACCUUUCUCGUUGACCCCCACCCCCAAUAGAAGAAGAAAGACACUAGGGUUCCGGCGAUCUAACAUCGGAUUGGAUUCGCGAGGAAUUAAAUCCUAUUCCUCGGACUAGCAUUGAUUUCUCAUCAAGCUUGGGUCUUUGUUAUCUCCGGGAGUCUCACCUUCUCUCCCGACCCGAUUAAGCUUAAUUCACGGUGGUGGGUUGUCAAUUCGAUUCCUAUUCUUCGAAUGACGUGGCCACCACAACCUCCUCCAGAAAUCUUAGUAGUGAUUGAGAGAACAGCACGUGCGGUAGCCCAGUUGGGCUUAGAGCAUGAGAAGUUAAUCUUGGAAGCCAAUCGUUGUAUUGAGAAUGCACCUUACAAGCCGCCUGGUAGCAAGACUGUAUUGGAGGUUGAAAGGUCCGGCUUUUUGAAGAGUUGUGAUCAUCCCUAUCACCAAGUCUACAGGAAAAAGCGCGAUGCAUACUUUGCUCAGUGCCAAGAUGGGGUGAUUCAUUUCCUACGACCUAAAUUCGAUGAUGAUGAUGAUCUCAAGCCUCCUCCCAAUAGAGACGACCCUCCUCCUCCUCCUCACCCUCCUCCAGAUGACAUCACACCCAUCGACCUCGGUUUGGUUAAGGUCACUGCUCUGUUUGUGGCGCGCUACGGCCAACAGUUUUGGCACGCUUUGAUCGACAUGCCCAUGUGCCCCCAUUUCAGCUUUUUGAACUCUUCUGACAAGACAUUCAGUUACUACAACGGACUUGUUGGUCUGUAUCAUAGAGUCCUAAGGCCUUUUCCUCCUGAUGCUGAUGAAGCUCCUCUUGGGGAGUUUUUCCGCUAUGUUCAGUUGGAGAAGCUGCAUCAGAAACUCACUGAUUUGCAUGCUUUGGCGUAUGGUCUUGACUGCAUGGACGACCGAGAUGCUUCUCCUCUUGCCAUGCCACCCUCCUUCUUUUCACUUAUGACUAUGCCUCAUCAUCCUAAUCAAGAUGAGGAUGACAUCCAACCCCAGUGUGAACCUCAUCCCAUUCCACCAUAUAUGUUUCCCGUAAGGAUUUCACUCGAAGAGCUAGUUAUCAUUAAGCUUACUGCACUCUUUGUGUCUCGGUACGGUCAAUGUUUUCUUCGGGCGCUGAUGAUGAGAGAGGUUUCCAACCCUCACUUUGACUUUCUGUUUUUCCGUUGGGAUCAAAGGCCUCAGUUUCCGUCAAUGGAGCCAGCUGAAAUCAGGUCCCAUGUUUUCAAUGUGCUUGUUUAUGCCUAUUCAAAAAUACUAAUGCCUUCCAAAAGGGCCAACGACCCUGGUUUCUGUUCGGUGGUCGUUCUUGCUGUUUUUUCUUCCCGUCUUCUUCGACUUGAGAAGCCGAAGCUGGGGGAGGGAGUGAAGACUAGGGCUAUCAUUGAUUUGCAUGCCUUUGUGGCAGGUGUGGACUAUCUUGCUCACAUGCAUGAGCCGCAGUAUUCUGGUAUCAUGUCACCACCUCAACGCCUUUCAGUUAUGAUAAAGAACCUGCAGUCACCACUACAAACGCCGCAUCCUGGUAUACUUGUUCUGCUUCCCCUGGGACGUAAGCUCAGUGACUACCCUCAAUGCUCAAGGUCCAUGUGUAGCCACCUUGAAUACACAUUUCCUCAAUCGAUUGGACCCGAUGAGCUUGGUGUUAUCAAGCUCACAGCGCUGUUUGUAACAAGGUAUGGGAUGUUUUUUAUGGAGGCUUUGAUGAAGAUAGCGCCUACUGAGUUUGAGUUUCUGAAGCUAACUCAUAGCAGGAGAGCGCUCUUUUUCGCGUUUAUUGACGUGUAUUCCAGUAUAUUGAAGCCUUUCACAAAGGGCGGUGAUCAUUUGGCCAUGGCUCUUGAGUUUUUCUUCUACUGUCUUCAGUUGAAUAAGCUUAAAAAGGGAGUGGCUGUGAUGGAAUUGUCGGCUUUUUUGAGUGGUGUUGAUCAUUUUGCAUGGAUGGAUGUUAAUGGCUACUCUGCUAUCGUGGCUGCACCUGAAUGCCGUUCAGUGAUGAUGAACCGGCUAACGCAGAUUGAUACUGGUGGCGGUCUUGAUCAGCCUCCAACUCUAAGAACUCCCUUCUCGUUUCCAUCUAACUAUUAUGGAUUUUCCUCACCCCGUGAUAUUGCUAUCAUUAAGCUGACAGCUGUGUUUGUGGCACGGUAUGGGGUGCGCAUUUGUCGGGAAUUGAAGAAGAAAUUGGAUGCAAGAACAGUUUUAAAGUUUAUGGAACCAAGUGAUGAAUUGUUCCAUUUUUAUGAGGUAGCUGUUCAUGCAUAUUCCAACAUAUUAGAGGGUUCAGAUGAUGCUGAUACAGAGACAGUUAUUGAGAGAUACUUCCAUUGUGUUCAAUGGGAGGAGCAAAAGGAAGAAGGGUCAAUGACUUUUGAUGAUGAUUUGUAUGGUUUUGUGGAGGCUGUUGACUGCUUUGCUCAGUUGGAGGAUGGAUACUUUUUUCAGAUGAUGGGGAACAUCCAUCUAGUACAUCCUUGUGAUUGUCUUUAUGAUCAGACCUCUUCAUCAGAGCCAAAGAGACGAAAGGUUGACGAGUCAUCUAGUGUUAUAGAGGAUUCCUCGACGAUCAAGGUGUGGGUUCCAACAGUGUAUGGAAGGAAAGUCAUUAAAAUAGCAGUGGGGUCGUUAUCGGAAAAGGUGUCGAGUUUGAUGGAGAAAAUAGCCAAUGAGAUUCAAAUGCCAGCAAAGGAUCUGAAGUUACGUGGCAAAGAAGGGGUAUUGAAGGGGGACAAGUCACUAGCACAAAACGAUGUUGAAACAGGAGAAAUCCUCACCCUGACUUGGCGCAUUUCUAGGUGGUAUUAGAGAAAUGCAAGUCUCGUCUAUUUACUAAAAAUAUGUCCAAAACUUGUUUUUGAUUGGCAAGCAACGUUUGGUCUCUGGUAUCUCUGUUUUGUCUUAAAAUAUUUACUACUUUUGUCUCUGCUAUCUCAAAAAUAUUACUACUUAUGAUUGUGUGCUCAUUCACUUCA